GGUUGACAUGCGACAAGCAUCUGAGUGUUUUACAGAACUGAGCACUUCCUGCUAUUUUAAAUAAACCAGUAUUCUAGACAUGCUAAGGACGCUCCGCAACAGCGAAUCUGAGCUCUGCUCUACCUUACAUCUCUCAGAGCAACAGUUGCCAUAUCAGUGCAACGAGGAUGUGCGCACAGAGAGCCUGAAAUGAGCUGAGGUGAACAUUUUUAUUGGAUUUAACACCAAAUUCGUCCAAUACCGAGAUCUCAUAUUUAACAACCAUGCCCUCCAGCGUGAAGAUACGUGCCGUGCUGCUGUGGGGAGUGUGUGUGUUGUUUCCUGUGAAGUCGGUGACGAGUUCAGCACCAGAAAACAGCGGCAUGAACAUCACUGUUCCACCAGACAUCACAACCAACCAGCGAAUCACUGCAUAUACAAGCACGUUGCAGCCUGCAACCCUGCAUCCAGCAAAACCUGCAGAUGCUGCUGCUCAUGCGACGGAGGCAGCGUCACCCACAGUGGACCAUCAGAACGGUGACAGAAACACAAGUAAAAGUGAGAGCAGACAGCUUGGUUUGACUACUGCUGAAGAAGCAGUCAACCAUUCCAAACCUCUCGCCCCCACAGAAAAGGUGACGACUAAGGAUGUAGUUUCUGUAAAGACGACAACUGCAACUGCACAAACCUUCCCUGCAGGGCCGCCGUCAAGUACAAGCGAACCUCUGUCUGUCAGUCAAACAAUCACAGCUAGAAGAGAAGAAACUUCUGCUGCAGUGACCACAGCAAGUGGUGGAGUUAAAUCUUCCACUGCCGUCUUCACUGCUACAAGUGAAGAACAAAUUUCCUCGUCAAAGACCACAGGCCAUGCACACAAUGUUACAGACGUCACAUCAACUGGAAGUGGACUACAUCCGUCCACUGCCAUGACGACAGCUACGAGUGAAGUGCAACCAUUGUACAGUUCAACAACAGCAGAAGCAGUAAAUCAGACAACGGAUCAUCUCCUCCAGACAUCUGCCUCCAGUUUUACUAACACGACUCCUCCUGCAACACAUUCUGCAACUACUUCAGCCUCAUUUGUUUCUACUCGAAAUUCAACAACCAUUACUGGAUUCAGAUCAGAGGUACCUUCCACCACCUCUCUGGAUAACUCUACUCAGAGUACUUCCACCUCCAGAGGUCCCACAACUUCAGUUCCUACGACAGGAACCAUUAAGUCCACCAGCACAGAACUCUCAUCGAAAUCCUCUUCUGUUUCCGCCACCACUAACUUCAACUCUACAUCACCUGAACCUGUUUCCACUUCAACAGAUUAUUCCAACACCACCUCCAACUCUACCAGUCCAGCUGGAGCUUUUAUUCCUCAUGUCAUUGGGUCAACAACAAGCUCCGCUCCAUCGACUACAAAAGCUCCCUGCGAACCGUCAAAGGACUCGUCAAGCAGCGAGGUGCUGCCCUGCUCCACCAGGGGCGUGAAGCAGCAGUGCCUCAUAGUUAUCGCCGUCUUGGCCUUGGUGGCCACCAUCUUUGUAAUUUCCACCAUUGUCCUUUGCAUCAAGUUGUCAGCAAGAAAAUACAAAGUUAGGAAACCUCAGCAGGACACGGAGAUGAUGUGCAUCUCCUCUCUGCUGCCUGAUAGGAGUCACAACUACAUAAGGCAGCGCAAUCCAGUGAGCAACGGAGUCCUGGUGUUCCCUACGGGAGGAGACAGCGACGAGGAAGGUGGGGAUAAUCUCACUCUCAGCAGCUUCCUGCCAGAAAAUGACCGCUAUGUUUAGCUGAUUUGGUGCAGCUUUGUGAGACAGAAUGGAUCUGCCUGGGAUCAGUGAUGCAGAAAUCGAGUCAGUUUAUGUGGUAGACACAAAAACCACACUUACCACUUAAUGUUCAAAGCUGGAUCACCUACAUCUGACAUUUGACCUGAAGGAUGUUGACUUUGAGCAAAACUUGUCAUUUUUGCAUAACUUUACACACGUUCUCCCCCCUCAUGGGAGAAUUUAAAACCAGGAUGCAGAGAACGAUCAAAGCUGCUCUCUUUUUUUUUUUCUUUCAAACAUCCGGACCAAAACCUCUUGUGGGAUUUCACUUUGCAACAAGAGACAGGAAGCCUUUGCUUUGUCAAGAAACAUCUCUUCUUCACAGAGACUGCUCAGUUUUUUUGGAAACUGAAGACUUAACUGUUUAAUAUCGAACUUUAUUGAAGAGAUUUUAUCGUUUAUCUGUGUGUAAAAGCACACGUUUUGAACUGCAAUAAUUGUAUUUUCCUUUAAUGUUAUGUGCAUGGAUUAUAAAAAGUUGACACACCUAUUGACAUGACAGGUUUUUUUGCAACCAAUAUUACUUCCAGUUAAUUCAGAACCUUAGUUAAUUAAAAAGUCUGAAAUAUUUUAAAGAACUUAGAGAGGUGGAUUUACAAACUAAAAUAAUGUGGUUGCAUGUUAUCCGAUCUGAUUCAGGUCUGAGCACUGACUGGACCCAUUCAAAAUUUGAUUCUUCUUCCAGUAAAGGCAUCCUUCCAUUUUGAACAGUGAUCAUUUUCAUAAAAAACUCGUUUUUUUUAAUGUGCACCACUUGUAGUUUUAACAGAUUCCCCAACCUGAGUGCUGCAUCUCUGCAUCUGAAUAAUGUUCUCCUUUCCUGUCUGGUUAGUUUUGCUAGUUUUGGGAUUUGUUACCUGUUUAGUUGCUAACUCCUAUUUAUAGCUGAAAACAAAAUACAACAAAAGGGACAUGGUAAAAAGUAGGUAUUUUACGGCAUUACGUGUCGUUCCUUAAACCAGGGACAAAUAUCUGAAAUGACGAUAGCUAAUACUAGCAAUUUUCACCACAGUCUAAAUGCACUCAGUCAUGUUGAAAACCAAACUAAAAGUUCCUCACUGAGUUCUGUAUUUUCUAGUCCUUUAUUGUUGUUUUUUUUUAACUACAAACCUGACAAAUCCGACUUCCCAGCACAAAGAAAAUCCAAAAUUGGAGUCGUUGUCCAAAAGGUUUUUUUUUUACUUCCUCAGUGUUUUAGCAGAAACUUAAAGUUUUCUGCUAAAAGUAAAACAUUAUGGUCAAAAACUGUGAUACUGGUUCCAUCAGUCCACAAACCGUUUUCCAAAGUAUUUUUGUUGAAUUUGAGCCACCAUCUUGCCAUCUUGUCCCAGUUCCCAGACGUGCUUUACAGCCAGUACCACCCAGAAUCUGGAUCAGUAUUCUUAUUUUUGUCAUAACAUCUGAUGAUGUUUGUCUUCCUUAAGCUCCACUGUGUUUCUAACACUUUGGAGAAAGUUUGCGCCUUAUCCUGACUGAUACCUUUUUGACACUUUGAUACUCCUUUAAGAAACCAUUGCUUUCAUUGAGAUGUGAUGAAGAAAAUGUUAGGAAAUGCCUACUCGCAGAGUUUUACUUUACUUGGAGUUCAUCAGAGGAACCUUAAAAUGAGUGAGCGACAACAGAGUGAACCACAAUAUUUGAUUUAUUAUUCAUCCCCAUUUUAAAAAUAUGUUUGUUGUUUUAGCUAAUUUGCACAGAGAAAAUAUUUGAUGAAAAGUUGUGAAAUUAUUCAUCUUGGUGUCAGUUUUAUGCGUCAUAUUUUAACUUGGGUGUGUAUACUUAAUAUUCACUGCAGGAUUUCUUAUUUAUUUUUUUGGCAGCUUUGAGAAAAAUCUUUGCAUAAGUUUUUUGGAAGAAAGCAUAAAAAAGUCCAGAGAGUGCUGGUAUGGUUGACAGUGAAGGGGCCCAAGUUAAGUUUUAGUUGUUUAUUUCUUGGAAAUUGUAGACUUAAAAAUAUAUGAAUGUAUAUUUUUUUAUUAUUUCUGCAGGAAACGUUUUAUGUUUUGUUGUCUCCAUUUUGUUCGCUCUUAAUAAUACUCUUAUAAAAAGUCCAGUCCACUCAGACUGGUAAAUAAGGAUGCUAUUUUGAUACAUGUGCUUUCCUCAAAGAUUAAUCUGUAAUUGAUGAGAAACGUGAGAAUAGAGAUUUGUACUAUUGAAGUUGUGACUCCAGGAAAUUGAGGAUGAGUCAACGUCAUUUUGGCCUUUCUAUGCACAAAAUCAAAAAUCACAAUUUUGCAUUAUGAACUUAGACUUAAUGUUUGGAUUUUUUUUUUUUUUUCGUUUAAUGUUACACAUUAGACAUGUACUGUGUACUGUUUAAAAUUGGAAAAACCAGAAAUCUCUUUAGGAAGCUAAAUGAGAUUUGGUCAAAUCGAUUAAACUUUAGCUCCCUCUUCUCUGUAGUUGAGCUGAUUAAUAAUGCAUUUACUAUGUACGUUCGCUGUAGAAAACAGUGUCUUUCAUUAUUAAAUGUGUAGUUUUGGUACUUCUUUUGUAACUUCUGUUUACGGCUCUCCAAAUGGCAGAGUUAUAAUAAAACUGGAUCUUCUCUAAACUCA
Molecule: messenger RNA, 4360 nt
Organism: Gambusia affinis (western mosquitofish)
Lineage: Eukaryota; Metazoa; Chordata; Actinopteri; Cyprinodontiformes; Poeciliidae
Gene: selplg
Product: selectin P ligand
Exons: 3
Coding region: 264-1760 (498 amino acids)
Cellular component (GO): membrane
Source: RefSeq, a predicted model, not a curated record